AAUAAAACAGCUUUACGUGAGCUUGCAUUUUCGACGUAAACGAAUUGUCAUUCACAUUCAUUCAUUUAGAAAAUCCACGAACUCACAAAGAUUUCUUGAAAUAUAUUGAGUACAGUCAAUGAAUCUAGUUUUCUAAAACACAAGUUAUAAGAGCAUAAUGGACCGUCUUUUACGUCUCGGUGGAGGGAUGACGGGGCUGUCGCAGGCGCCCCCGCCUACCGACGCUCCGGUGGUGGACACCGCCGAACAAGUGUACAUUUCGUCUUUGGCCCUUCUUAAAAUGUUGAAACAUGGCCGUGCUGGUGUACCCAUGGAGGUUAUGGGUCUUAUGUUAGGUGAAUUUGUGGAUGACUACACAGUGCGCGUGAUAGACGUAUUUGCAAUGCCUCAGACAGGUACUGGUGUGUCAGUAGAGGCCGUAGAUCCAGUCUUUCAAGCUAAGAUGUUGGACAUGCUGAAGCAAACAGGACGCCCAGAAAUGGUGGUUGGCUGGUACCACUCACAUCCUGGAUUUGGUUGUUGGCUGUCAGGCGUGGACAUCAACACACAGCAGUCGUUCGAGGCCCUCUCCGAGCGCGCGGUCGCCGUCGUCGUCGACCCCAUCCAGUCCGUCAAAGGCAAAGUCGUCAUCGAUGCAUUCCGUCUCAUCAACCCCAACAUGAUGGUCCUCGGCCAGGAGCCCAGGCAGACCACCUCCAACUUGGGACAUCUACAAAAACCCUCAGUACAAGCUCUAAUCCAUGGCCUUAACCGUCAUUACUACUCCAUCAGUAUAAACUACCGUAAGAACGAACUGGAACAGAAAAUGCUGCUGAAUCUCCAUAAAAAGUCCUGGAUGGAUGGACUCACGCUAUCAGACUAUAAGGAGCACUGUGCGAUCAACGAGACCACAGUCACAGACAUGUUAGACCUGGCCAAGAAUUAUAACAAGGCCUUAGAAGACGAGGAAAAGAUGACGCCCGAGCAGCUCGCCAUCAAGAAUGUAGGCAAGCAGGACCCCAAGAGGCAUUUAGAAGAGAAAGUAGAUGUCCUAAUGUCAAACAACAUAGUUCAAAAUCUAGGAGCGAUGCUGGACACCAUGGUGUUCAAAUGAUCGUGGCGAGGGACGUUUUGUACCGUACAGUGUUAUUUAAGGCUAUAAAGUGGCAAAUAAAGGAAUCCAUUCUCGCAGUACACCGUGUCUCAUGUCCACUUGUGUAUAAUACUUAUAUAUUAUUAUGUAUUACUUAAUUGUAUCGCAAUAAAACAAUUCUUUUUUUAA
This is a messenger RNA of Leguminivora glycinivorella, 1261 nucleotides long. It is a transcript of the gene Rpn11, whose product is annotated as 26S proteasome non-ATPase regulatory subunit 14. Gene Ontology annotation, cellular component: proteasome regulatory particle, lid subcomplex. The transcript is spliced from 4 exons. The record is from RefSeq and is a predicted model, not a curated record. Lineage: Eukaryota; Metazoa; Arthropoda; Insecta; Lepidoptera; Tortricidae. Gene Ontology annotation, molecular function: metallopeptidase activity; proteasome binding; protein binding. The coding region runs from base 158 to 1093 and encodes 311 amino acids. Gene Ontology annotation, biological process: proteasome-mediated ubiquitin-dependent protein catabolic process; protein deubiquitination.